UGAGGCAAGUAAUGCCAUCUUUGUUUCUUCACACAUAAAUGAAAACUGGAAAAGUUACUUGGGCUUUUAGCAGAGGCUGCUUCCAGUCACUCCUCCUGAGCUGAAGCUGGGUUUGAGCUCUCGCCACCAUGCCUGCCGAUUACAAUGGGACCUGGGAAAUGGUGACCAAUGACAACUUUGAAGGCUACAUGGUUGCUUUAGGUAUUGAUUUUGCAACUCGUAAGAUUGCAAAACACUUGAAACAAACAAAAGAGAUUGUACAAAAUGGAGACAAUUUUAAAACCAAAACACUCAGUUCUUUGCGAAACUAUGAGCUGGAUUACACUGUGGGAGUGGAGUUUGAAGAGCAAACCAAAGGACUGGAUAACCGAGUGGUGAAGACCCUGGUGACCUGGGAUGGUGACAAACUGGUCUGUGUUCAGAAAGGUGAAAAGAACAACAGGGGCUGGAAACACUGGAUUGAAGGAGACAUCCUGCAUCUGGAACUGACAUGUGAGGACCAGGUGUGCCAUCAGACAUUUAAGAAGAAGAACUAAAAUGGAGCAGAACAUCUUCCAGAUCUUCAUCACAAUGUUAUGCUGAUAUCUUUUGCCUAAAAAGAAGAAUGAAGCCAGAUUUUCAUUUCUUUGACACUUCUAUGAGAAUAUAUUAUGUGCCUGUUUAUGGAAACAAACACAUUUUAUAGAAAUAACAUCAAACAGUUACAAAGCUCAUAAAUUCCUUUGCCUUUCAGUCUGGAGUUAAAUAAAAGUACUUGCCUUUCAAAUAAUGUUUCCCUACAUUUUUAUAAAGACUUCCAGAGGAAUGUCCAUUAGCAGCAAGGCUGAAAAUUAACAGUCACAAUUAAUUCAACCUCAGUCUGUGUCCCCACAGUGCUGUUUUAUCAUGUCUUUGGGUGGACUGAGUAACACUGGAUAUUCACCGGGCUGUUUCUAUUUAAUUUAGUCCUGGAUCACUAAGUCCAUGGUUUCAGGCAACACCUCACUGAGCACAACACACGUCCUUUCACAGCAGGACUGUUCCCUUGAAUUUGGCCCAGGUCUAAAGCUGCUGCUGGUUAUCACCUGACAAAUAUCUGACAGCCUUUGGGAGGUGCUGCAGCUCCUCAGUAUGAUCCUAACAUGGAUCAAUGACAGUGCUGUAACUUCCAGUCAGAACUGGC
Messenger RNA from Catharus ustulatus (Swainson's thrush), 1162 nucleotides. RefSeq names its product retinol binding protein 2 (gene RBP2). Gene Ontology annotation, molecular function: fatty acid binding. The record is from RefSeq and is a predicted model, not a curated record. Gene Ontology annotation, cellular component: nucleus; cytosol. The transcript has 5 exons. NCBI's taxonomy places the organism in Eukaryota, Metazoa, Chordata, Aves, Passeriformes, Turdidae. Gene Ontology annotation, biological process: fatty acid transport. The coding region runs from base 129 to 536 and encodes 135 amino acids.